Molecule: messenger RNA, 1678 nt
Organism: Nicotiana tabacum (common tobacco)
Lineage: Eukaryota; Viridiplantae; Streptophyta; Magnoliopsida; Solanales; Solanaceae
Product: serine carboxypeptidase-like 17
Biological process (GO): proteolysis; secondary metabolic process
Molecular function (GO): acyltransferase activity, transferring groups other than amino-acyl groups; serine-type carboxypeptidase activity
Source: RefSeq, a predicted model, not a curated record
GUCUUCUGUUUCUCGUCAGUUCAUUGAUAUUUUCCAUUCACAAACUCUGAACCAAGAAAGAAAAACCGAUGAAAUUCUCAAAAAUGUGUUUGUAUUUUUCAAAUCUGUAUUACACGGUUUUGUUUUGCUUUCUUGUUCUGGCGAUCUUCCCUCAGCUUGUGGUUGCUGGUUCACCUGUCAAGUAUCUUCCUGGAUUUGAAGGACCACUCCCUUUUGAACUUGAAACAGGAUACAUAGGAGUCGGUGAAGCAGAUGAAGUGCAGCUAUACUACUACUUUGUAAAGUCGCAGUCUAAUCCAAAGAUUGAUCCUCUUAUUCUUUGGUUUACCGGAGGACCUGGUUGCUCUACGUUAAACGCCGUUGCACUUGAACUCGGACCUAUGAUGUUUGAUGAUAGAGAGUAUAAUGGUAGCUUGCCAACACUGUCUUCCAAUCCAUUUGCAUACACAAAGGUGGCAAACAUUAUAUUUGUAGAUUUCCCAGUAGGGACUGGAUUCUCGUAUGCAACUACAGUAAAGUCAAAUCAUUCAAAUAAUUUACAAGCAGGUGAUCACGCUUAUCAAUUUCUUCGUAAGUGGCUAUUAACUGAGCACCCGGAAUAUAUCAAUAAUCCUUUCUAUGUUGGUGGAGACUCAUAUAGUGGAAUUACUCUUCCUGUUGUUACCCAAGUGAUAUCAUAUGGGAUUGAUGCUGGAAUCAAGCCAUGGAUCGAUCUUAAGGGAUACAUACUUGGGAAUCCAGUAACAAUAAUUCCUGAUCAAGAUAACUAUAAGAUCCCUUUUGCUCAUGGGAUGGGCCUUAUUUCUGAUGAAUUAUACAAGUCAUUAAAGGGUAACUGUGGAGGAGAGUACAACCAUAUUAAUCCAAGCAACACACUCUGUUCAAAAGAUAUGCGUACUUUCAAUUGGUUGCUUAAAGGAAUUGUUGCAGCUCAUAUUCUAGAGCCCAAUUGUGACCAGUCGUUGUAUGGCUCAAGAAGAUCGUUGGCUCGCAAGCUCCCUCUAGAGCUUAACACUCCUGCUAAACCUGGAGUAAAAUGUCUAGGUGAUUGGCUACAUCUCUCUGAGAUUUGGGCUAAUGAUGAGAAUGUGAGAGAGGCUCUUCAUGUUCGAAAGGGGACAAUUGGAGCUUGGGAAAAAUGCAGGAGUAACUUGCCUUUUACAAUGAAUGUGAACAACACUAUAUCAUAUCAUGCAUAUCUUAGCACUAAAGGCUUGAAAUCUCUUAUUUACAGUGGUGACCAUGACAUGAUAACUCCAUUUAUAUCAACGCAAGCAUGGAUUAAAUCACUAAAUUACUCCAUUGUUGACGAUUGGAGGCCAUGGAUUGUUAAUGGUCAAGUUGCAGGAUAUACAAGAAGUUUUUCCAACCAAAUGACAUUUGCGACAUUGAAGGGAGCAGGACAUACUGCGCCAAAUUGGGCUCCAGCGGAAUGUCUUGCCAUGCUAAAGAGAUGGUUAUCAAAUAAACCACUCUAGACAAAAGGGGAUUGCUAAGAUGGUCAGCAUCCCCCACCUAGAACCCAAGAUCGUGGGUUUGAAUCACCAAACAAAUAGGAUCAAAGGGGAAUUAAAAGGGAGGGGAAUAAAAAAAAAAUGAACCACUCUAGCUGAUUUUAGAAUCUAUUUCAUAAUUUUUUUUCUCAUUGUUGUCUUUCUCUAUAAUAAUGGUCUAUGGA